AUGAAAGCUUACAUUUCAUCCUUAAUCCACCCUUUUGAUUCAAAGGCACCACCUUUUAUCAUUUGCAAUCAGCUUUUGAGAAAACAAAUUCACAAUAUAAAACUCAUGGAUAAGCUACAGAAGAUGAUCUCCGAGAAGUCGGUAGUGAUCUUUAGCAAGAACUCGUGCUGCAUGUCUCACACAAUUAAGACUCUCUUCUUAGACUUUGGUGUGAACCCGACGAUCUAUGAGCUAGACGAGAUCAACAGAGGAAAGGAGAUAGAGCAAGCAUUGGCUCAGCUCGGCUGCAGCCCUACUGUUCCAGUGGUGUUCAUAGGAGGGCAGCUCGUAGGUGGAGCCAAUCAAGUCAUGAGCCUUCAUCUCAAUCGCUCUCUUGUUCCAAUGCUUAAGCGCGUUGGGGCGUUAUGGCUUUGA
Messenger RNA from Thlaspi arvense, 414 nucleotides. The record is from the annotation of a GenBank genome assembly. NCBI's taxonomy places the organism in Eukaryota, Viridiplantae, Streptophyta, Magnoliopsida, Brassicales, Brassicaceae.